Molecule: messenger RNA, 2296 nt
Organism: Pyrus x bretschneideri (Chinese white pear)
Lineage: Eukaryota; Viridiplantae; Streptophyta; Magnoliopsida; Rosales; Rosaceae
Product: heavy metal-associated isoprenylated plant protein 33-like
Molecular function (GO): metal ion binding
Source: RefSeq, a predicted model, not a curated record
UUAAUAAUUAUCAAGGAUUAAAUUUAAUAGUUGAAACGAAAUCUGACCCUCUUCAAUUCACCAUCGCUAUUUAACACUCACCUCCUCAUCCUCACUCCUCACUCCUCACUCCUCACUCCUCCAUGGUUCUUAUGAAAGCCAAGCCAGGAAGCAACUGCUAGCUUCCGAGCCAAGCCAACUUAUAGAUCAGAAAAUACAAAUAAUAGCAACAAAUAAUAAAGGCCUGAAAAUAUAAGAGUGAGAAAACGCCGUGGAGGAGGCACCACUCUAGAGUCUCCUUUUCUCUCUCUCUAACCCUGAAAUAGAGGAAGCAGAGAUGCCCAUUGAAGUUUAAUGUCUACCCACCUCUUCUUCUGAGCUUCCCCUCUCUCUCUCUCUCUCUCUCUCCCCCCUCUCUCUGUUUUCUGCAGCUUCUGUUUGAUAGAUCUAUCAGCGACCCCUUUUUCUGUUUUUACUAUUAAUUGUAACAUUGUGUUAAUUUGUUGCAUUUGAGCUGUAACUAUGAGUAAGGAAGAGUUCUUGAAGAUCCAGAAAUGUGUUCUCAAAGUGAACAUCCAUUGUGAUGGAUGUAAGCACAAAGUGAAGAAAAUCCUGCAGAAAAUCGAUGGGGUUUUCACCACCGACAUAGAUUCAGAGCAGGGAAAGGUGACGGUCUCCGGAAAUGUAGACCCUGCUAUUCUGAUUAAGAAGCUUGCGAAAUCCGGCAAACAUGCAGAGCUUUGGGGCGCUCCGAAGGCGAACAAUAACAACAACCAGAGCAACCUCCCCAAUCAGUUCAAGAACAUACAAAACGACAAUGGCAAAGGCGGAAACAACAACAGCGGCAAAGGCGGGCAGAAGGGGGGCGGUGGCGGUAACAGCCAGCCAAAGGGCGGCCAGCAACCCCAGCAGCAACAGCAGAACCAGCAGCUUCAGCAGCAGCAGCUGCAGCAACUCCAGCAACUCCAGCAGCUCCAGCAAAUUAAGGGGUUACAAGAUCUGAAGCUGGCCCAAUUGAAAGGCAUGCCAAUGCCCCCUAAUUUCAAGGACCAGAACCCGAACCCGAACCCGAAUCAGAAGGCGGUGAAAUUCAACGUGCGGGAGGAAGAGGAUUUGAGUGACGAUGACCUCGAUGAUGAUGAUGAAUAUGACGAGGAUGACGAUGAGUUUGAUUAUGACAUGGAUGAACCCGUUCAUCCUCUCAGUAAGGGGAAGCCUGUGAUGAUGGGCAAUGGCGGCCAGGGGAUGCCGCCGAACAUCAUGAUGAUGAUGAAGGGAAACCAUCCGCAGAUGAUGAAUGCCGCAGCCCAAAAGGGUGGUGGUGGGAAUGUUGGUGGUCAGAAUAGCGGUGGUGCUGCGGGUAAUGGGAAAAAGGGCGGCAGCGGUGGGGCUGUGCCUGCUCAGGUGAAUAUGGGUGGUGGGAACAAUGAGGGUAAUAAUGGAAAUGGAGGAAAGAAGGGUGGCGGCGGUGGAAACCAAAACCACAAUCAAGGAGGCGGGGGUGGAAAGAAUGGAGGCAAAAGUGGAGGCUUUCCGUCGGAUGGCAAAAAUGGUGGUGGGGGAAAUGCCAAGAAUGGAAACAGUGGUCAAGGGGGUCCUAAUGGGAGCAUGGACAAUGGCAAUGGGGGUAAAAAGGGUGGUGGAGGAGGCGGAGGCGGCGGCGGAGGAAUGAGUGAAGUUCAAGCUUUGAACAAUGCUUUCCAGAACAUGGGUGGCCGUCCUCAGGGCAUGCCUGGAGGUAAUGUGGGACAGAUGGGCAACAUGAACAUGGCAAUGGGCCCAAUGGGUAGCAUGCCUAUGGGCCAAAUGGGCCAAAUGGGCCAAAUGGGCAACAUUCCAGCUGUCCAAGGCCUGCCGGCUGGCGCCAUGAAUGGCGGUGGUGGCGGAGGCGCCGGUGGAGGUGGAUACUUCCAAGGAGCUGGGCCUGAGGCCAUGCCUGGUAACCCCUCACCACAACAAUACUUGCAGGCUGUGAUGAACCAGCAAAGGGCCAUGGGCAAUGAGAGGUUCCAACCAAUGAUGUAUGCUAGACCUCCACCUGCUGUUAACUACAUGCCACCCGGCCCACCGCCGCCAUACGCAUACGCUCCUCCUCCAGCAGGUGAACCAUACUCUCACUUCUUCAGUGAUGAGAACGCCUCAAGUUGCAAUGUGAUGUGAAAACGGAAAAAUUGACUGGAAAAAUGGUCCUGCUGCUGCUGAUUUGGGUUAAUUUGCUGAGUUUGUGGUGGUUCUGGUGGUGGUGAUUUCAGUUAAUAGUUCCAAUGACUAGAAAUCCGAUGCCAUAUUAUACAUGGAAAUGUUUUUUUAGCUUUAA